AUGUUGUUGAAUUUUGGCCUUCCAAAUGCCUGGUUUGUUGUGACACUGCCGAUCAUCAUUCUCUUAGGUUGGAUCAUUUACACAGUUACAUUACAUCCUCUGAGUAGGGUCCCGGGACCCUUUCUGGCCAGGAUCUCGCGCCUCUGGUAUCUGCGCAAGAUUUGGACGGAAGACGUUGAGAAGUAUGAGAGGGCUCUGCAUGCUAAACACGGGCCCUUGAUACGGAUUGCACCGAAUGAGGUGUCGUGUUCUGAUCCCGAAGCCUUCGCAAGAAUUUACCGUUUUUCCAACGCGUUGGACAAGUCGGGUUUCUACGAGCCGUACAACACGACCGGAUUCAGUGUUCAUGGUGACAUAUUCUCCUGCAAGGAUGACAAAAAGCACGGGCGGAGACGUAGAAUCGUCAGCAGUAUCUACUCGAUGACGAAUGUUGCAAAGUCUGAAGAAUAUGUCGACUCGUGUAGCAAUCUCCUCGUGGAUCGGCUAGGACAGUUUGCUAAGUCAGGAAAACCUUGUGAUCUCGGUGAAUGGUUGCAUUGGUAUACUUUUGACAUUAUUGGCGAAUUGUUCUAUGGCAGAGCCUUCGGCUUUCUAGAUGAAGGAAAGGACCAGAAUGAUUGGAUCAAGUCGCUAGACAAGAUGAUACCAUUCGUGUGCUUGAUGGGCGUUGCACCUCCAAUCUUAAGGCCGCUGAUUGGUAUGGGUACCAUGCUUACAGCUGCUGGCCAGGAUAUCAGGAAUGGCGUAAAAAACAUAGGCUCCUCUUCCGCACGCUUGAUGAAAGAAGCUUACGCAACCCGUCAUGAAGUGAAUAGAACGGACAUGGCCCAACAGGUUUUCGACAUCUAUGAAAAGAAUGGCGAAAAGAUGGACUUCACGUGGGGCGACGUCGAACAGGAAUCCUACGGCGCACUCUUUGCAGGCAGCGAUACAACUGCUAUCGCAUUCCGAUCGCUCUUCUAUCAUUUGAUGCAUAGCCCAAACGUCUAUGCUCGUCUCGAGAAAGAGAUUGACGAGGCUUUCCAAGAAGGUCGUAUGGAUCUGCCGCCGACCUAUAAGCAGGCAAGCCAGCUUCCUUAUCUGUGUGCAUGUAUCAAGGAGGCGCUCAGGAUUCAUCCCGGAGCACAGCUCUCCCUACCACGAACCGUUCCACGCGGGGGCAUGGAGCUCUGCGGACAAUUCAUACCCGGAGGCUAUACUGUUGGAAUCAACGCAGCAGUCAUGCAUUUUGAUAGGCGAGUCUUCGGCCAAGAUGCUGAUAUCUUCAAUCCUGACCGCUGGAUGGAUCCAGUGCGCGCGAACCAGAUGGACAAGUACAUGAUGUCAUUUGGAGGUGGAACGAGAACCUGCAUAGGGAAGAAUAUCGCACUGAUCGAAUUGCAUAAGUUGUCGCCGCAAUUGGUAUGGAACUAUCACUUCGAGUUCUACGAUGCGGGACAGACGCAAUGGCAUACAAGAAACACCUUUUUUGCCAGACAGGAGGUAAUCAUGGUGUUGGCUCUUACCAGCGCAACAGGCAAGCUGGGCGGUGCUGUGCUGAACGCCAUCCUGGAUAACAAGCUCAUUGGUCCCAAGGAGCUUGUAGUAUGCACGUCUAGUGACCCCAACUCGGACCGCUUCAGCUCCCUGCGCAGCCAAUCCAUCACCCUCCGCCAGGCCGACUUCGAUAAGCCAGAAUCUUUGACGCGCGCCUACGAUGGCUGCACAUCUCUCUUCCUCGUUUCUACUCCACGCAUAGCUAUGGACUACAACAAUGCGCCGCUUUGGAAAGGACGAGAGGCGCACCACCGUGCUGCCAUUGACGCUGCUAUCCAAGUCGGCAUACAGCAUAUAUACUAUACAUCCCUUGGUUUUGCUAACCCCUCGAAAGCGAGUGUCAUGCGCGCGCACAUCCGGACAGAGGAGUAUCUACACGGGUUGGAGAAAGAGGGAAAGUGCAAGGUCACUAUCAUCAGAGAGGGGCUCUAUAAUGAGAGUUGGCCGUUGUAUUUUGGGUAUUAUUUUGGGCUGAAAGAAGAAACAAGGAAAGAGGUGGUUGUUGCGGGUGAUGGAAAAAUUAGCUGGACCAGCAUUCCUGAUAUGGGAUUCGGUACCGCGAAGAUACUCGCAGCGCCGAGUGAGCAGUGGGCGGGCAAGACAUUUUAUCUCUCCCAGAAGAAGAGCUGGUCGCUGAAGGAUAUCGCAGAUAUUGUUAGCAGGGUGAGAGGUGACGAGAUCAAGCUCAAGAUCGUGGACAAGAAAGAGUAUGAGGACUUUUAUGUUAACAGUAAAGGUAUGGAAAGACCCAGUGUGGAGUGGUGGUCAAGCUCAUAUGAUGCGUUGAAAGACGGAGAAUGUGAGAUUGACGAUCCAACAUUGGAGAACCUGCUCAAGGAGGCUGGGAGGACACCUAAGCCGUUGGAAGAGACGAUCGAGGAGAUGCUGCGAUAG
Messenger RNA from Alternaria arborescens, 2430 nucleotides. Its product is annotated as Cytochrome P450 momooxygenase. NCBI's taxonomy places the organism in Eukaryota, Fungi, Ascomycota, Dothideomycetes, Pleosporales, Pleosporaceae. Bases 1 to 2430 code for a protein of 809 amino acids. The transcript is spliced from 6 exons. The record is from RefSeq and is a predicted model, not a curated record. Gene Ontology annotation, molecular function: monooxygenase activity; iron ion binding; oxidoreductase activity, acting on paired donors, with incorporation or reduction of molecular oxygen.